Exaiptasia diaphana is the source of this 1260-nucleotide messenger RNA. RefSeq names its product monocarboxylate transporter 7-like. Lineage: Eukaryota; Metazoa; Cnidaria; Anthozoa; Actiniaria; Aiptasiidae. Gene Ontology annotation, molecular function: transmembrane transporter activity. Gene Ontology annotation, biological process: transmembrane transport. The transcript is spliced from 2 exons. Bases 329 to 1249 code for a protein of 306 amino acids. The record is from RefSeq and is a predicted model, not a curated record.
UAUAUAUUACGAUGUAUUUUUAUUUUUAAACAUAAACAAAACCUCGAAAGGAAGUGCACUAUCAUUAUAAAUGGCGUCGUUGCAACUUUUGCUAGAAGUGUUUGAUCAGCGGAAUCCCAAUUCAUCUCCAAAGUGUUUAUUUUCGAUGACAUCUAUCACUCAAGAAUUCUACUAGCUCUUUGUUUAGAGCUAAUCGCCGAUGUUUUGGUUGGAGGUUCACUAUAUGCUUUUCAACACAACAGGAAUUUUUUUAUUAUACCUGCCCUUUUCCACAACUUGUUGAUAGAUCGAUCACUAUGGGUCGUCAAAACUAAUAACUCAGUUUAAAAUGGCCAUUGAUGACAUCAAAGAGAAUAUUUCAUCAAGAUCUUCAGAGAUCUUUGAUAACCUAGUACAAGCCCAAGGCGACCGGCCUUAUGAAGAAACCGGCUUUAGGCGAAUUGACGGCCCUUGGUCUUGGAUCAUGAGUGUUCUACUGCURAUGUCGUCCCUUUUCACCUACGGUUGUGCUUCGACUUAYGGAAUCCUGUUUCCAAAGAUACUUAAAGACUUAAAAUCAACACGAGCUCUUACAGCUGUUCCUGGUUCAAUUGCUGUAGCCAACAGCGGACUCCUUGGUCCAUUAAUUGGAAAACUAUGUGAUCAUUUUGGAAGUCGAAAAAUCUUGUUUUUGGGAAGUCUGGCGUCUGCAAGUGGACUCGUUGCGUCUUCAUUUGUACCAAACAUCGGCUUACUGAUUGUGACAUUUGGAAUAGUUUUAGGUUCAGCAGUGGGCUUUGCAUACUUUAGCACAAUGGUUGCUGUUACAUUGUAUUUCGAMAAGUAUAAAUUCGAAGCAACAUCAAUAGUGUCAGUUGGUGGGGGUUCUUCAUUAUUGGCCAUGAGCCCUGUUGUGCAAAAUUUAAACCAAGCUUUAGACUGGAGAGGUUCGAUGCUCGCUAUGGCUGGWUUCUCUUUUAUUCCUUUCGCAGUAUCUCUUCUGAUGCGUUCGAAACCUUUGAAGACGAUCGAACAAAUUGGAGCAAAUCGAAYAAGUGAUCAGAAUGYUUCAUCGUGUCGUCUAGGCGAAUUGGUUUAUUGGUCUGCUUUUAGGAUUAAGAUUUUUCUACURACGACGAUUGUGGUCGCGGUGUCUGGUACGGGUCAUAGCAUGUCCUUAGUUCAUCUGGUGAGUGUAGAACCCUUUAUGAAGAUAGGGCAGACUCCAUCCUCUCCAUCCCCCUCCCCACAAGAAAUACAAACAAACUAAUAAAAAAAUAA